AUGAAUGACGUCACUUACGAGAAGGUCUUGGAGUGCGCUGGAAAGAACCAAGUGCUGAUCUUUGUACACAGCCGAAAGGAAACGGUGAAGACCGCUAAGUUCAUUUGUGACGCAGCAAUGCAGAAAGAUACGCUGCCCCGUUUCCUGCAAAACUUCUCAGCUAGUCGGGAAAUUUUGCAGGCUGAGGCGGAGGCAGUUAAGACACAAGACUUGAAAGACUUGUUGCCAUACGGCUUUGCAGUUCACCACGCAGGGCUCCCCAGAACAGACAGGAAGCUCGUAGAAGAUCUGUUUGCAGAUAGGCACAUUCAGCAUAGUGAACUGCAGUUCUACCUCUCUCUGAACAACCAACAGUUGCCCAUCGAGUCGCAGAUGAUCCAGUGCCUGCCCGACAUGCUCAACGCAGAAAUCGUACUUGGAUCUGUAAGAAGCAGGGAAGACGCCGUGCACUGGCUGGGCUAUACCUACUUGUACGUGAGGAUGCUCAAGUCACCCUCGCUAUACGGUAUACCACCAGACAUGGUAGCUGGUGACAAGCUUCUUGAGCAGUAUUGCAUUAACUUGGCGGAUUCCGCUCUCAAGACAUUGGAUAGACACUUCCUCAUCAAAUACGAUAAGAGGACUGGGACCAUCCACGUUACAGCAAUGGGGAGAGUGGCAAGCCACUACUAUAUCAAGCACGCAACCAUUGCAGUGUACAAUGAACAUCUGAAGCCGACUCUCUCAGACAUCGAACUACUGCGUCUGUUCUCGCUUUCAUCCGAGUUUAAAUACAUGCCCGUCAGGGAGGAAGAGAAACUAGAACUGCAGAAACUGAUGGAGAGAGUUCCCAUCCCCGUGAAGGGUUCCCCCGAUGAGCCAUCUUCUAAGGUUCUGCCUGAGGAGUUGCUGCGCAAAAUCGAGAAGAAAGACUUGCCUUUCGACCGCUACUAUGACUUGACAUCAACUGAAAUAGGCGAGCUCGUGAGAGUGCCGAAGAUGGGAAAGCUACUUCACCGCCUGAUUCACUCUUUCCCGAAACUGGAGCUUGCAGCGUUUGUGCAGCCACUUAGCCGGUCUUGCCUUGUUGUUGAGCUGACCAUUACCCCAGAUUUCCAGUGGGACCCGAAGAUCCACGGCAACGGCGAGGUCUUCUGGAUCAUUGUGCACGACGUCGACUGCGAGCAGAUUCUCCAUCAUGAGAUGUUCAUAUUACCAGCGUUCCAAGGAGAAGUUGAACAUACGCUAACUUUCACGCUGCCUGUGACCGACCCGAUUCCUCCCAGUUACAGCAUCCGCGCCAUUUCAGAUCGCUGGCUUCACUCCACGGCGUCAUUGCCCAUCUCCUUCAGAAACCUCAUCUUGCCAGAGAAACCCAUGCCUCACGCAGAGCUGCUCGAUUUGCAGCCACUGCCUGUCUCGUCUCUGCACGAUAAGAAGGCGGAGGAACUGUACAAGAAGGAAGGCAUUAAGGCGUUUAACCCCAUUCAAACACAGGUCUUCUCCACCUUGUACUCGACAAGCGAGCCUGUGCUGCUGUGCUUGCCGCCUACUAGCGGCAAGGAGAUCUGCAUAGAGUUUGCCAUUCUACGGAUGCUCAAGACAGAGCCUGCCAGCGCUUGGAAGGCAGUAUACCUUGCACCUUAUUCAUCUGUAGUACAGGAAACGCUGAGACAGUGGAGCUCCAAACUGGGCAAUGGCCUAGGGCUUAAAAUUGCAGAACUCACGGGUGAUCUGCACGCGGACCUGAAGAUUUUGGAGCAAUCACAUAUCGUGGUGUCUACACCCGACAAGUGGGAUUUCUUAUCUCGUCGGUGGAAGACUCGCAAAGUGUUGCAGUCGAUCCGCCUAUUGGUUGUCGACGAUCUGCAUCUUCUCAACUCUCCAGUAGGCUCUACUCUGGAGGUAUGCCUUUCAAGGAUGCGAUACAUCUCCGCGCAGCUGCCUCAGCCCGUCCGCAUCGUUGCCUGCGCCAAUUCCCUCUCGAAUGCCAAGGACGUCGCAGAUUGGCUUGGGGUAUCCGCUACCGACAGAUCACGUUCGUUGAAAGGCUGA
Molecule: messenger RNA, 2034 nt
Organism: Eimeria mitis
Lineage: Eukaryota; Apicomplexa; Conoidasida; Eucoccidiorida; Eimeriidae
Product: Protein CBG07909, related
Exons: 9
Coding region: 1-2034 (677 amino acids)
Cellular component (GO): nucleus
Molecular function (GO): nucleic acid binding; ATP binding
Source: RefSeq, a predicted model, not a curated record